AUGAAUGUAGAGCUUAUCGCCGCUGCCAGAAGGAUGGGCUGCAAGCGCACUCCGUCCCUGCAAUCGUCAGUGACCAAGUUGGAGCACAUUGAUGAUUGGCUGGGACACUCACCAAUGCGGAAGGUCUCAUCGUCAGCAUCCCUGAAUGAAAGCACUUGCCACCCUCUACAAUGCCGUCGGAAUACUGAUGUUACAAUCCUUCGAUCAACCGUCCUGACCAGAUUGCUCACAGCUCUCAGGCUCCACCGACAGCCACGUUGCUUCCCUCCACCACAAGUCCCCAUCUCAAGACGUCUCCUCACACAGGCAUGCGUCGACAUCAACUCCUCUCUUUGCCGCCAACAGUGUGGCGCAUAA
Molecule: messenger RNA, 357 nt
Organism: Hydatigera taeniaeformis
Lineage: Eukaryota; Metazoa; Platyhelminthes; Cestoda; Cyclophyllidea; Taeniidae
Source: the annotation of a GenBank genome assembly